Messenger RNA from Mercenaria mercenaria, 1131 nucleotides. RefSeq lists its product as uncharacterized. The record is from RefSeq and is a predicted model, not a curated record. Bases 4 to 1026 code for a protein of 340 amino acids. The transcript is spliced from 4 exons. Gene Ontology annotation, molecular function: NAD+ binding. NCBI's taxonomy places the organism in Eukaryota, Metazoa, Mollusca, Bivalvia, Venerida, Veneridae.
AGCAUGAAUACUAAGGAGAAUGGUAAAACAUGUUGCUUUAAAAAGUGUGAUGUUAAAGGAUUUCUUGAUGAUCGUAUAGAGGUUAAAACUGUUCUUCCAAAAUCUGGAUUUGGAAAAAAUAUAAAGAAGCAGUUUUUAGUGAAUUGGCAUCCAAAUGGAGAAGCAGAAUUCCAUGUAGACUGUUGGGAGAAAUUGUACUCAUUAUCAAGGUCAAAGUCCAGGAAAGAGUCACCAUGUAUGACAAAGGAAGAGAAGACACUGGUAAAAACUGCUGAUGAUGCAUCUGAACAGUUUGACAAUAAAAGUAAAAUCUUAGAGGAGGCAAAGAAAGCUGCUGAAUGGAUAAAGUCUGCCAGUCACUGUGUAGCAUUUACUGGCGCAGGAAUAUCAACAUCGGCUGGUAUUGGUGAUUACCGAGGAAAGGCUGGAAAAUGGACAGAAGAAGACCAAAACAGAGUAAUUAUCAAGGCAACAGAUUUAGCUGGUUCCCAGACUUGUGAUGAUGAGCCACCUACCAAGAAGAGGAAGCAGGAAUCAAGUCAGGACACCAGUGAUGAUGAUGUGAAGGAUGGUGAUGAGGAUGAAGAAGAUGACGGUGUCCCAUAUGAAAAAUUAAGACCAACUUACACCCAUGAAGCAUUGUACAAACUGAUGAAAAGUGGUUAUCUGAAAAGUAUAAUUAGCCAAAAUGGUGAUGGUCUACACAGCUUAUCGGGAAUACUAGACGAUAAAAUAUGUGAACUUCAUGGGAAUGUGUUUGUGGAAGUUUGUGAAAAGUGUGAACAGCGAUAUCAUCGCAAGUUUUAUGUUCUGGAUGAUAUAGGUAGUCAGUACUUUGAAGAGAUUGAAGAUUUUGGAGAAUCCAGUGUUAAGAAGCCAAAAUUUGCUGUAAAAUGUGACCUCUGUGGUUUGAGUCACAGGACAGGACGUAAAUGCGAAGUCAAGGUACAAGUUUUUUUCUUUUUAUAUCUCUGCCAUAAUCAUUUAAUACUUUUUACAGCAGAACAUAUUCAUUUAACUUUCUAAUAGUGGCAAGCCUUAGACUUUUUAAUCCUAUAUAAAAAAUAAACAGAUAAAGCUUAGCUGCUAUAAUUACCAGUUCUGAAGUUUAUUUUGUAAGAACUGCUUCCA